AUGGACAGGGUUAAGUUUAAGGUGAACGGAGUCGAGAGAACAGUUGGCUGCGAGGUGAGCUCACAUGUUACGUUACUUGAUUACCUUCGACGAUGGCUCGAGCUACGAGGGACAAAGUACAUGUGCCAGGAAGCUGGUUGCGGCGCUUGCAUCGUCAGCGUCGUUAAGAGUCAAGGAGCCCCAGUGGAAGGGGUGAACGCUUGCAUGGUAUCCGUGACGUCAUGCCACGGAUGGGACAUCACCACGAUAGAGAAAAUUGGCAACAGGUUGGAUGGAUACCACCCGCUGCAGAAGAGCCUUUACGAGAACAACGGCACUCAAUGUGGGUACUGCAGCCCGGGAUGGAUCAUGGCUAUGUACAGCCUCUUAAAGAAAAAGAAAAUGACGAUGUUGGAAAUUGAGCAGUCCUUAGGUAGCAAUAUCUGCAGAUGCACUGGCUACAGACCGAUUUUGGAUGCGUUCAAAAAAUUCGCUGCCGAUUGCCCAGAGCCGUAUCACGUCAUAGAUAUUGAAGACUUGAGCAUUUGCAAGAAGAGUGGUGAAACCUGUUCCAAAGAUUGCGAUGACUUCGAGUGGUGCAUGGUAUCUAAAGAAGACGUAAAACAACCGACUGUGCUACACAUUAGGCUCAGCGAUAAUAGAGACUGGUACAGAGUUGAAGAUGUUGUCGAUAUUUUUAGGAUUUUGAAUAUACACGGUACAGACUCUUACAUGCUUAUAGCUGGGAACACCGCUAAAGGUGUUUAUCCGAUUCUCGAAUAUCCUCGAGUUCUAAUAGAUGUGUCCGCUGUACCGUCCCUCAAGGGCUACUUCUUGCAACAGAACUUGGUGAUCGGGGCUGGAAAUACCCUUACGGAGUUACUGGAAAUCUUUGACACGAUGUGCAAGAAGGAUAAUUUUGAGUAUCUAAAUGUGUUUAUAGAGCAUCUAAAGCUAGUUGCGCAUAUCCCGUUGAAAAAUAUCGGCACAAUCGCUGGCAAUUUGAUGAUUAAAAACAAGCACAAAGAAUUCAGUUCUGAUAUUUUUUUACUUCUAAAUACGGUUGGGGCAGAACUCGCUAUAAUGAAUAGCUCAGGAGCUGUAAACAGAGUGAACAUGAACGAUUUUCUCAAAUUGGAUAUGAGGGGAAAAGUUUUAAUGAAUAUACUUUUGCCGCCACUUAAUAACAAUUAUAUUAAAAUUGUCACUUACAAGAUAAUGCCACGAUCUCAAAGCGCUCACGCAAUUGUGCACGCCGGUUUUACUUAUAAGAUCAACGAGGGCAGGGUCCUGGACUGUAGGAUAGCUUAUGGUGGUUUGUCGCCAGACUUCACCAGAGCUCUCAGAACAGAAAGGUACCUCAUCGGGCGGAACCUCUUCAACAAUGAAACCUUGCAAGGAGCUAUAGCAGUCUUAGAUCAAGAGAUGGUUGUCGACGAUAAUCCACCGGAAAAGUCAGUGCCGUAUAGACGGAAAUUGGCUCUAGGUCUAUUUUAUAAGGGUCUUUUAUCAAUAUGUCCGCCAGAGGUCGUAUCUCCUCGAUACAGAUCAGCCCCAAUUAAGCUUCGGGACGCGAGGACUUUGUCUGAUGGAAGACAAAUUUUUGAUACAAACCCCACUCUUUGGCCUCUGAAUAAACCUUCACCAAAAUUUGACGGACUGAUCCAAUGUGCGGGUGAAGCUAAUUAUUCUGAAGACGUUCCAUCCUUUCCAAAGGAGGUUUUUGCAACAUUCGUCCUUGCUUCAGUCGGUCUAGGAACUAUUCAACAGAUAGAUGCAAGCGUAGCAUUGAAUGAACCCGGUGUUAUUGCAUUCUAUAAAGCUUCUGAUAUACCGGGAACAAAUAGUUUUAUACCGGGAGGCAGCCUUUUAUUUUUAGCAAACGAAGAAAUUCUUUGUGAGAAAGAAGUAAAAUUUUAUAACCAACCACUUGGAAUCAUAGUCGCGGAAACACAACACGCAGCAGAUAAAGGUGCAGCUUUAGUUAAAGUGACAUACAGGAAUAUAAGAAAACCAGAGAUAGAUAUUAAGAAAACUAAGAAGGACCCCAAGAGGAUUUCAUUGUUCUCUACAAUUCCAGCGACUAAACGAGGGAACGAGGUUGCAAAAGUGAUAAACGGAGAAAUGACGAUAUAUUCGCAAUAUCACUUUUGCAUGGAGACGUUAGUUUGCGUUUCUCAUCCGACCGAAGAAGGAAUAAAGUUGUAUUCAACGUCGCAAUGGAUAGAUUCAGUGCACCGUGUGGUGGCGAGAGCGUUAAAAAUUCCUCAAAACAAAAUUGACGUAUUUCUUCGCCGCCUCGGCGGUGCCUACGGAAUGAAAAUAUCGAGGGGGGCGCAGGUAUCUGUUGCCUGCGCCCUCGUAACGCACAAACUUAACCGACCUUGUCGAUUUAUUCAAUCGCUCAAAAAUAACAUGAGAUACGUUGGGAAGAGGUUCCCUUGUUCAAUUAACUUUGAGUUUGCAGUUAACAGUGAAGGAGUCAUACAAUAUAACAAUUAUGAAUUAUUCGAAGACAAUGGAUACGUGGUGGAUGAACCUAUCGCCAUUUUAGGAGCCGACGUCUUUAACAACUGUUAUGACAAAUCGAGUUGGGAGUACAAACUCUACAAUGCUACGACAGACACGCCAUCAAACACUUGGUGCUCUUUAGAAGUUAUAGCAAUGGCUGAAUGGUUAAUGGAAAGGAUCUCGUAUGAGAUGAACUUGGAUCCUCUGAGUGUACGUCUCGCUAAUUUAGACAGAGAAAAUCAUAAUGACAUAAAUGAAUUGAUAAACACAUUAAAGCAAAACUCACAAUUCGAACAACGAAGGCUCGCUAUCAAGGAAUUUAAUUCUGAAAACAGGUGGAAGAAACGAGGCCUAAGACAUUCACUUUUGAGAUGGACACCCUAUGGAUCAUUAUACCUCACCAUAAAUAUUGCUGUUUAUGCUGAUGAUGGUACUAUUGUUUUAACUCAUGGUGGUGUUGAAAUGGGACAAGGAAUCAAUACAAAAGCGGCGCAGAUUUGUGCAUAUUAUCUAAAUAUACCAGUUGAAAAAGUUCAAGUAAAACCUAAUGACACCACUAUAUCACCAAACUGUUUUGUGUCAGGGGGUAGUAUAACUUCUCAAUUUGUCGGUGUUGGUAUACAAAAAUGUUGUCAAGAGUUGCUAAGAAAAUUAGAACCUAUUAGAAACAAAAUGGAAAAUCCUACUUGGGAGGCGUUAAUAAAAGCUGCUAGAGAAGCAGAAGUGGAUCUACAAACUCACUCUGUAACUGGAAUGACUGAUAUACGAAAUUAUCAUGUGUAUGGGGUGACGUGUGCUGAAGUAGAAAUCGAUGUACUGACUGGGGAAUGGAACAUAAUAAGAGUGGACCUGAUAGAGGAUGUUGGACGCAGUGUAAACCCUGAAAUUGAUAUUGGUCAGGUGGAAGGUGCCUUUGUUAUGGGCUGUGGGUACUGGACAACAGAAGAAUUGGUGUUCAACAAGAACACGGGAGAACUUUUAACGGAUCGAAGCUGGCACUAUUGGGUGCCUCAGGCGAGGGAUAUACCGCAAGACUUUAGGAUAUACUUUAGGAAGAAGUCUUUUAGUAGCGAAUAUAUUUUAGGAUCAAAAGUAACUGGUGAGCCCCCGACAUGCAUGGGAGUGGUAAUACCAAUAACAAUGAGGGAAUCUAUCGUCGAAGCCAGGAAAGAGUCGGGACUGCCCAGUAACAUUUGGUUUCCGAUAGCUGAUUUGCAAGAGUGUCGUCAACUUAAUAUAGAACCUGUAAACCAAUUCGCCCUACGAGUUGAGACUUGCCUGUCGAAACUAUUAACCGAAGUAACUUUGUCCAACAAGAAGAAAACUGAGCUUCUCGGCCGCACAGCGGCAAUGGAAGACCUAGCACUCCACACUUUCCUACUUGGUCUUAAACCUGACAUUUCAAAUUUAGUCCGUGGCAAAAACCCAUCUACUCUUAAUGAAGCUAUUAAUUUAGCUACAUCCGAAGAAAAAAUUCUCAAUCUUUUCGCCAAACGCAAUUCUCACACAUCGGUUCCUCAGCGCCAAGGUUCAAAACCUAAUUACUCUUUCAAGCCUUUUUCUAACACAAAUGCCAGGCCCCAGAUGCCGAAACAACAUGAUCGACAUGACCCAAUUCCAUUUUGUCGCGCCAUAAUCAAGAUUAUAAACCUGCUCGUGUCAACUGUGUCGUUGACGAGAACGAAUAUUGUGACCUCAAGCCACAACCAUCUACCAGUACAGAUAAUACUCAGUUUUAUAACGACGUUUAAACGAAUAGUGGGUCAACGGAGGUGUCUCGUGAGACCCAAAAAUUUACCUUUAGCUAUAACCUUAAACCAUAACGACACCGUUUCUAUAUCCAAGGACCACACGGGUAACCAGCCCCAAGCAAGUGUCCACAUUUCCAAAAUCAGGGACCACACGGGUAACCAGCCCCAAACAAGUGCCCAGACUUCUAUAUCCAAGGACCACACGGGUAACCAGCCCCAAGCAAGUGUCCACACUUCCAAAAUCAGGGACCACACGGGUAACCAGCCCCAAACAAGUGCCCAGACUUCCAAAACCAGGGACCACACGGGUAAACAGCCCCAAGCAAGAGUCCAAUAUCAUUCAAAACCCACUAAACCUGUUCAUAAAAUUCUUGAAAAUGAGGAAAUAUAUGAAAUUUCAUCCAUUCCUAAUAAAAUGUAUUUGCCAUAUGUUGUUGUGCAAACAUCAGUAGCCAAUAAACCCCUUCGGUUUCUUGUCGAUACUGGAUCUUCUAUAUGCCUCAUCCAGAAUUCCUCCAUCGAAUCCUUUUCUCACCUGCUACUUAAAGGUAACAUAAUUAAAAUUAAAGGUAUAAACAGUCGUGACGAUACCAUGGCCACUCUCGGUGAUUUUGAUAUGAAUCUCAUAUUUGGUAAAGAAUCUAUUCCCUUUACUUUCCAUAUAAUAGAACAAGUACACUUACCUUAUGAUGGUAUUAUAGGAAAUGACCUACUUACCCGUUUCCAAUGUUCCGUAGAUUACAACCGUCAAAUCCUCAACUUAGAAAAAAAUAAAAUCAAACUUAAUUUUACUGAUCCAACUUACCAAAUACCUCCUCGUUCUGAAAUCACCGUCGAGUGCUCUGUCGUUAACCCUGAAUUAAAAGAAGGUCUAAUUUUAGAUCAGCAUAUUAGUGAAACCCUUUUUAUUGCUAACUGUUUAGUUAGAGUAAAAAGUAAUAACCGAAUUAACUUAACCGUCCUUAAUACCUCUGAAACUCCUGUUAAAUUAAAUUCUAAUCUCCUACUUACCUUACAUCCAGUAGAUUUUGAACCUUGUCUAUCGAAUUAUAUUUCCAAUAAGUCUUGUUUAGAUAGGACCAAUGAGGUCCUUAAUCUCCUUCGGGUAUCACACUUAAAUACCGAAGAACGCGAAGCCCUUUACGAUCUUUGCUCUAAUUAUUCUGAUAUUUUCCACUUACCCAACGAUAUACUUACCUCAACGGAUGCCAUUCAACAUGAAAUAAGAACAUCCUCAGACCAACCCAUUAACGUCAAGUCGUAUAGAUUUCCCGAAGUACACAAAGAAGAAGAAUUCGAAUAUGAAAUAGUAUACCGCAAGGGUAGAUUAAAUUCAGCAGCCGAUGCCCUUUCUCGCUACCCUGUUAACCCUAUAUAUCCUGAAAAUUCUCCAAAUUCCCCUAAUAAUGACUUAAUUGAUCCUAGGCUCUUAGACAUUAGCCCUUUUAACGCUGAACCUUACGAUUUUAGUCCUUUAAAUAUCCCAAGUCCAGAAUACUUACCCGAACCUCUUCCCGCAAUACUUCCGUCAUCCGAAAAUGCGACGUUAGACAUUGUUCCAAACUCUAUUCCUGAAAAUAUUGAAAUCGAAAAUCAACCUCAACCUUCUACUAGUACCGAAAUACCAAAUAUAUUAUACCCGCAUCCUAUAAUAAGAGAACCUACAAUUGAACCUGCCGAUACUUACACAAGAUUUUUGAAAUUACCAUUAUCUGUAAAUCACGAUACAAUAAUUACUGAACAUAAUGACAGCAUACUAAAAACCCAAAAUAAAAUUCUAAUAAUACCUACAUCCCUUGACCUCGAUGAGUCUAUUCCAUAUGUUCAAGAAAUUCUUUCAAACUCAUCAGAUUCCGAAUCAUUUAUUGCUUCAGAAAAAACUUUACAUUCUUAUAAACUAUUUUCAUACAACAAUAAAGCCUACUAUUUUUUAUUCACCAAGGUGCAUCACUUUGAUACCUGCUCGUAUAGUGAUAUCUUUGAGUCUAUUAAAAACCUUCGGAAUUACUUAAUUUCUAAUAAAGAACCUAUCAAUAAAGUGAGCAUUACUGAUUUCAAGAACCCGUUUGACAAACAUGUUUAUAUUAAAAUCUACAAUAUAUUAUCUUACCUGUUUCACAAUACCAAUAUUCAAAUUGACAUGUACCAUAAUAAGACAUACUAUCCCAGCCCGUCUGAAGUACCAAAAAUCCUACGAGAAAAUCAUGACAUUCCUAUCGCUGGACACUUAGGGUCCAAUAGAAUGUUUAACAGAAUCCGUGAACAGUAUUAUUGGAAAAAUAUGCGGAGUGAAAUAGAAACCUAUGUAAAAAAUUGUAUUCCAUGUCAAACAAACAAAGCUCUCAGAAAAAUCAAUCGUGCACCAAUGCAAAUCACAACCACUUCCACAACUGCCUUUGAAAGAUUAUCCCUUGACAUAGUUGGUCCUCUGCCCGAAUCCGGUACAGCCAAAAUAAAAUAUAUCCUAACUCUUCAAGACGAUCUGACAAAAUACUCUGUAGCAUAUCCGAUCCGCAGCACUACCGCUGAAGAAACCAGCGAAUGUUUAAUUCAUUUCAUUUCCUUAUUUGGCAUACCAAAAACUAUCCUUACCGAUCAAGGCACGAACUUCACUGCAGAAAUGUUUAAAGAAACCUGUAAAUUUCUGAAAAUUAAACAACUUUGGUCCUCGCCUUAUCAUCCACAAACACAGGGAGCAUUAGAAAGAAGCCACUCCACCUUAAAAGAAUAUCUAAAAUCAUACAUAUGCGAAAACCAAGACAAUUGGCCGCAAUAUGUAUACACGGCCAUGUUAGCCUAUAAUACUGCAGUGCACUCGACGACCAACUACACUCCUUACGAUUCCAUGUCCUCCGCACAGGAAAUCUUCAUCGAAACAUCAAAAAAUACAUCCGGCAUUUACUUCGAUCCUAUCGGGUUACUUAAAAUAGUAGACGGUCACCUUAGUGUUGUAAUUCCCAUAGACAUUUCUUACAUAGAAUCACACAUUAAAAAUCUGAACGGUGUGAUAGGCAGCUCUAAGUUCCUGUGUAAGCAAAAUGAAUUGUACACCGAUAUCGAAUGUCUCAACCUACUACAGCCUUUAUCUAUUAGGUACCAUGAUAUUAUUCAGGACUUUGAAUCCAUAUCACAUUUAAUCGAGUCCAGACCCAAAAGGUCGGCUUGGAUCAGCGGAGUUGGUACCGUUUUCAAACAUGUAUUUGGAACUAUGGAUGAGAAUGAUGCCAUACAGUACAGUAACGCUAUUCAACUCAUUGAGAAAGAUCAAACCGAAAUAUCUAAAUUAGUUAAACAAAAUAUACUCGUUACAACUACCACACUUUCAAGCUUUAAAGACGCUCUAAACAAAAUCAAUAUCAACGAACAACAAUUAAAUAGCGCCAUUGAUACCCUAGCUAAUUCUCAACAAAAUCUCACAAUACUUUCCAAUAGUUUACUAUUAAAAUCAAAGUUUAACGAAAUUAUCACUAUACUAGAAAGCAGUUUAUUGACACUGUCAUUUAAAUUAGAAGACAUAAUUAAUGCAGUAAUGUUUAGCAAAGCCAACAUUUUAUACCCGUCAGUAAUAACUCCAAAACAGCUAUUUUUAGAGUUGGUCCAAAACCAUCGAUUUCUAGCUGAUUAUCACCAAUUUCCUUUGAGCCUCUCUUUGGAAAAUAUUUACACACUCAUGAAUGUUUCUGAAAUAGCUACAUAUUAUAGUGAUAAUAAAAUAAUAUUUAUAUUGAAGAUACCACUUGUAAAUACAAAAACCUAUUCCAUAUACCAUAACAUUCCAUAUCCUGUUGUUGUGGCUAACAACACGUAUACAUCUAUAAUACCAUCUACUAAGUAUAUUGCUAUUACUAGAGAUAGGUCAUACUAUUUAUUUCUUUGUAAAUUUGUAAGAUCUGGCAACUGUCAUCGCUAUCUCAAUAAAGGUAGAGUUAAACACGAAAUUGAAAACCCUGAAGAACUGUCAGGAGUUGCUGUCGGUUCCUCUAUACCUGUACCCAGACUCCGUUCAUCUCCUAUAUAA
This is a messenger RNA of Leptosia nina, 8259 nucleotides long. Lineage: Eukaryota; Metazoa; Arthropoda; Insecta; Lepidoptera; Pieridae. The record is from the annotation of a GenBank genome assembly.